Staurois parvus is the source of this 951-nucleotide messenger RNA. The record is from the annotation of a GenBank genome assembly. NCBI's taxonomy places the organism in Eukaryota, Metazoa, Chordata, Amphibia, Anura, Ranidae.
AUGGAGUUCGGGCGGCGAAUGAACGCGGAGCAGAGCGGGGAGGCGGUGCGGGAGUUCCUGAGGCGCGGGCACGACGAGCUGGACACCGCACACAUGUACGCGGACGGGGAGACCGAGAGAGUGCUGGGGGGGCUGGGCCUGAGUGCCGAAGGUAAGGGGGCGGCAGUGAAGUCGGCUACAAAGGCCAAUCCCUGGGAGGGGAAGUCGCUGAGCGCGGACAGCGUGCGCCAGCAAUUGGAGACCUCCCUCCAGCGACUGCGGACCCCCUGCGUUCACCUCUUCUAUCUGCACGCCCCGGACCACCAGACCCCGGUGGAGGAGACCCUGGCGGCCUGCCAGCAACUGUACCAGGAGGGGAAGUUCCGAGAGCUCGGUCUGUCCAAUUACGCCUCCUGGGAGGUGAUGGAGGUCUACUGCGUUUGUAAGAAGAAUAACUGGGUGCUGCCCACCGUGUACCAGGGUAUGUACAACGCCACCACACGCCAAGUAGAGACGGAGCUGCUCCCAUGCUUGCGCCAACUCGGGAUCAGAUUCUACGCAUACAACCCGCUGGCAGGGGGCCUUCUAACCGGGAAGUACCAGUAUGAAGAUGAGGGCAAGGAGCAGGAAGCUUCCAGAUUUUUCGGGAACAGCUGGGCAGAAACCUACCGGAAUAGGUAUUGGAAGAAGCAUCACUUCGAAGCCAUCGACUUGGUGCGCCGAGCUCUGGAGGAGAUGUACAGCGCAGAUGUGAGGCCCAGUCUGGCCGCGGCCGCACUUCGUUGGAUGUACCACCACUCCAAGCUGCAGGGAAAUCGGGGUGACGCAGUGAUCCUGGGGAUGUCCAGCACAGAGCAGCUAUUGAGCAACUUGGCCGGAGCCGAGGGGGGUCCUCUCCUGCCCCCAGUGGUCGCUGCAUUCAACAACGCCUGGAACCUGGUCGCUCACGACUGCCCCAACUACUUCCGCUAG